AUGCUUGUUUAUAUAUCCCGUGAAAAGCGUCCUGGCUAUGAUCACAAGAAGGUCGGGGCAAUGAAUGCCUUACUUCGAGCCUCGGCCAUCAUAUCCAAUGGAUCUUUCAUUCCUAACCUUGGUUGUGACCACUACAUUUAUAAUUCCCAAGCCAUAAAAGAAGGAAUGUGUUUCAUGAUGGAUAAUGGAGGUGACAAAAUUUGUUUUGUCCAGUUUCCUCAGAGAUUUGAAGGAAUUGACCCGUUCGAUCGCUAUGCUAAUCAAAACAUAGUUUUCUUUGACAUUAACAUGAUAACACUUGAUGGUCUUCAGGGUCCAGUUUAUGUUGGCACGGGAUGCCUCUUUCGCAGGAUUGCUUUCUAUGGUUUUGAUCCUCCCAUUGUUGCAUUUCCAAGCCAACAGCUGGAUGAUCUUCGAGAUGUCAAGGACAGACAAGCACAUGGUUAUAUGAGAAACAUGUCUAAACAACCUGUUGAUGCAACUAUAAUUGCAGAGGCAAUAGAUGCAAUCACAUGCUGUGAAUGCAACGAUGCCUUUCGCGGGACAGCAUCGAUUAAUCUUACUGAUAGACUACACCAAGUUCUAAGGUGGGCUACUGGUUCUGUUGAAAUAUUCUUCUCUCGCAACAAUGCUCUUCUAGCUGGCAUCAAACUACAGGACUGGUGGCGAAACGAGCAGUUUUGGUUGAUUGGCGAUACAAGCUCCCACAUAGUUGCUGUGCUUCAAGGCCUACUAAAGGUCAUUGCUGGAAUUGAGAUCUCUUUUACUUUAACAUCAAAAUCAUCCAGUGAGGAUGAAAAUGCUGAUUUUGUCGAUCUCUACACUAUCAAAUGGUUGUUCCUGAUGGUACCACCAGUCACAAUUAUCAUCCUCAACUUGAUUAGCAUAGCUUUUGGGGUUUGUAGGACUAUAUAUGGUGUCAAUCCACAAUGGGGUCAAUUGUUAGGAGGCGUGUUCUUCAGUUUUUGGGUCUUAGCUCACCUCUAUCCUUUUGCUAAAGGACUUAUGGGAAGACAUGAGAGGACACCAACAGUCGUAUAUGUUUGGUCAGGACUUAUUGCUGUAUCUAUCUGCCUCCUUUGGGUGGUAACCAACCGUAAUAGCAAUACGUAG
Dovyalis caffra is the source of this 1113-nucleotide messenger RNA. NCBI's taxonomy places the organism in Eukaryota, Viridiplantae, Streptophyta, Magnoliopsida, Malpighiales, Salicaceae. The record is from the annotation of a GenBank genome assembly.